This is a messenger RNA of Balaenoptera musculus (blue whale), 2959 nucleotides long. RefSeq names its product myeloid associated differentiation marker like 2 (gene MYADML2). Gene Ontology annotation, cellular component: membrane. The record is from RefSeq and is a predicted model, not a curated record. The transcript has a single exon. Lineage: Eukaryota; Metazoa; Chordata; Mammalia; Artiodactyla; Balaenopteridae. The coding region runs from base 372 to 1295 and encodes 307 amino acids.
GCUCUUCUCCCUCCCCCUCCCCCAUGGGCAGUGGCACCGACUGACCGACAGAAGCAGGUGCUUUGGAGGUGGGGGCGGUGCCAGCAGCCAAGGGGUUAAUGGUCCUGGCAGGGGCUCGGUGGAUCGCAAGGGUCAGAUGUCCCUCCUGGAUAGGGACAGGCACAGGCACGCAAGCUGCUAUUCCGGGGCUCUGAUCACCGUCACCUAUUUAUAGAGCUGGGGGGGACUCGGCCCUCCCCACACAGGCGGUGGAGAGGCUGCUCUGCUGCAAUGUCACCAGCGUCACUGCCACUGCAGCCUGCUGGCAUCUGCCGCUGCUGCAGGCUCCGGGGCCACCAGGCACUGUGUGAAGCAGAGACGCGGCCGGCCACAUGGGCAGCACCAUGGAGCCCCCCGGGGGUGGGUACCUGCACCUGGGCGCUGUGACAUCACCAGUGGGCACAGCCCGUGUGCUGCAGCUGGCCUUUGGCUGCACCACCUUCAGCCUGGUGGCCCACCGAGGCGGCUUUGAUGGCGUCCAGGGCACCUUCUGCAUGGCCGCCUGGGGCUUCUGCUUCGCGCUCUCGGUCCUGGUGGUGGCUUGUGAGUUCACCCGGCUGCACAGCUGCCUGCGCCUGUCCUGGGGAAACUUCACAGCAGCCUUUGCCAUGCUGGCCACGCUGCUGUCCGCCACAGCUGCGGUCAUCUACCCACUGUACUUCACCCAGCUGGAGUGCCCACCCGAGCCCGCGGGCUGCACAGCCAGGGACUUCCGCCUAGCAGCCAGCAUCUUCGCCGGGCUCCUCUUCCUGGCCUAUGCCACGGAGGUGGCCCUGACCCGGGCCCGGCCAGGCCAGGUGGCCAGCUACAUGGCCACAGUGUCGGGACUCCUCAAGAUCGUCCAGGCCUUUGUGGCCUGCAUCAUAUUUGGGGCGCUGGUCCAUGACAGCCGCUACGGGCGCUACGUGGCCACCCAGUGGUGUGUGGCCGUCUACAGCCUGUGCUUCCUGGCCACAGUGGCCGUGGUGGCCCUGAGCGUGAUGGGCCACACGGGGGGCCUGGGCUGCCCCUUCGACCGUGUAGUGGUGGUGUACACCUUCCUGGCUGUGCUCCUCUACCUCAGCGCUGCAGUGAUCUGGCCCGUCUUCUGCUUCGACCCCAAGUACGGUGAGCCUGGGCGCCCCCCCGACUGCCUGAGGGGCAGCUGCCCCUGGGACAGCCAGCUGGUGGUGGCCACCUUCACCUAUGUCAACCUGCUCCUCUACGUCGCUGACCUGGCCUACUCCCAGAGGAUCCGCUUCGUGCCUACCUUGUAGCCCGACAGGCAGCGGCCCACCCACCUCUGCUCUCCAUGGGCUCAGGCACCGUGAGGGGACCCAGGUGAACCCAGACCUCCAGGGACAAGCCGGAGGGAGGCAGCCAGUAGAGCCAUGGCUGGGCUUCUGGCCGUGCUCAGCAGCUCAGCUCAGGGAGGGGCGGAGGGGGGACAGAACAGGUCUCGGAGCCCUGAACAGGUCACGGGGAAGGAGUCUCUGCCAGGCAACUCCCAGCCCCUCUCUCUCCCUCUCUGUCUAUCUCUCUGUCUUUGUCUCUGUCUGUCUCUCUCCAUCUCUCUUAUUUGCUGGCACACCCUGCCUCAGUGCUGGCCACUGUAACACAUGAGAAGACUUUGAAGCAGGCGCUGUUGUGACCCACUUUGCAGAUGGGGACCCUGAGGCUAGGGUUAAGAAGUUGGCUCCAAGCGUCCACAAAUGUCUGGAGACCACAUUUGGGCUGAGUAAACUAAGUAGUGUGGAAAAGGAGCGUGGUGAGCCUGCACUUCCUCUAGCCUUGAAGGGGCAGUUCCUGGAACCCUGGAAGGACAGCUAUCCAAGCAGGGCCCUGCUGGGGCAUCUGUGCCAACUCGAGGAGGAGCUGGGAAUCAGGACCCCACCUUGCCGCCUCUGAGUGGCCACAGCUUUGGAAGCUGAGCAAGGACUCUGGUGUGGUCACACAGGGCAGCCUCAGCAAGCUGGAGACAGUGCAGGCUUGGAGGGACCCAUGGGGCCGGCAACACUGACAAGAGCAGAGCAUGCUAAGGAGAAGCUGGGUUCCCACCCAGGCAGGGAGCCACCACUGGGCCCCUGCUGUCUGCCUCGACGCGGCAGCUUCUGCAGUGCCUGCCAUGGGCCCCGGGGGGCUGGCCUAGGGCAGCCCUGACCCAGGGGAGGACCAGUCUGGGGCAGCCACUGGGCACCAGGCAUCACCCUGGUGCUCACAGGCCCACCACCUCUGUUCAAGUGUUCAUUUGCCUGGCUGCCAACCACGAGGGCCUGCUGGGGCCAUUGCCCUCCACACUCCAGGCAGCUUCUCCCACUCAAGAACCCAGACUGGGCCAGCCCAGAGCAGCCCACUAGCUGCUGAAGCACAACAGCCGCUCAGCCCAUAGACUGGCCCCUGGCCUUGAGCAGAAAAUAAACACCAACGCUGAUUUGCAUGGAGAAGUUUCUGCUUAGGGGGUGGUAGCCAGAGGGGGUGGUGGCCAGCUGUACCUCCUGGGCCAUCCACCAGCAUGUUCCCAGAGAAGAGCCUAGACUGGGCUUGGCUGAGGAAGGAGGCAGCUGUGGGAGGGCUGGGGCACUCUGGGGGUAAGAGUGGUCUCCUGAGGAAGUAGUGUCCUCUCCCCAGGUGGGUGACAGCAAGGGGAGGAUGGGGGUGGGGAGCUCUCGGCACUCACCACCACCGCCAGGGUUUCCAAGGGCCCUGGGCAUAGCAGUGGGCAGAAGGGCUGCUACACCCGUGGCAGCAAAGCCCAAGCAGCUGUUAGGCACGGGGUCCAAGGGCUCCCUGUGCUGGCGCCAUGCACAGUGUGAGAGAAGUGGCCCGCCCGCCCACUGGGGAGGGCACACGCACAGGGGUCCUUUACCUGGAGAGGCCCGUCUUCAGCAGCAGAUCCCUGAGGGGGCAGGGACCCCUGUGUCCUGAGGUGUCCUGAGGGCCC